UUUUAUUUUGCAUUAUGAUUCAGGGAGCAAAUAUUGCAGAGAUGUUAUUCAAUGAUGGUUCGGGACAGAUAUUGAGAUAUAUCAAAGAUUAGUCUGUGUGUUACUGACCAAAAACGUUACGGAGUUGUUAUUUUUUAUUUAUAAUGUUCUAUUCCUUACGGAUAUGUGGGGCGACUGUGUCUCCCCUAACUGUGCCCAGGUGUUUAUAAACGUUUGCAAAUAAGGGAGCGAAUUUAAUCCCCAUGACUAAACAUAACUUAUGUUUAUGUAUUACAACCGCCAUUAUGAUUGAUAUGUGAACGGAGAACUGGUAGUAUUGUUAUUUAUUCUUUACAUAUAAAAUUAACUUUAAUUCCUGCACAAUAUUAAAUCGACAGAUAUAUGACUUACGUGAUACUUGACACCUGUAUAGUCAUGGGUUUAAAAGCCCUAUCUAUCAAGACCUGGUUUGUGGCGCUUUGUGGUGCUACGCUGGUACCCAUCCUAGUGCAUAGUGUAAUUUGGGAUUAUGAUUGCCUGCCAACAGAUUGUUCACAAGGUAAAAGGAAUUAUCCUGGAGAUGAGGAAUUUGUAUGCAGAAUAGGGAAUCAAAACGAAUGUAAAAUAGCACAGAAUAUUAAUCACCCAAGGACAUCAAAAGUCAAUCCAAAUAUAGCCAAACUCGGCCAUGUUGGGUUGUACGCUCGGAGGCACGAUCAAUACCAAGGGACAUAUCCGGCUUUAAAUAUAUCUGUGGUGUUACCGAAUAGUGACGAGCGUGCAUUAAACGUUGCUAUGAUAAUGGUCAACUUUUCGAGCCAAUCAGGAGCACACAAGGAUGAGUUUUAUCAUAACAAUCCAAGAUGUCGUCUGUUUGAUUUUUCUCCAAGUAGAUUAACGAAGGUAGAUUUACAGCAUCCAAGGGAGAUAUCGUAUCCAUGUCUGGUUGGAUUAAGUACAGAUUUCCCGAAACAUUAUACUAUAAAACUGAGCGACGUUCCAUUUGCAACGGUUACCAACUAUUAUAUUACGACUUACAGCUACGUACACAGGGAAACCUGUAUAACAGCGUCCGCCAUCUCUGUUUUACAACCGACCAACAAUAUUCACGUCGUUUUUGACGGUUUAUCAGGGGGUGUUCACACGGUCCGACUUUAUUAUACAAAAAACGGUAGCGUUAUUCAGUCGUUCAACAUAGCCGAUAAUCAACAUGAAUUCACGGUCCAUGAGCCAGGAGAAUAUCGAGUAGGGAUCGAACCUUUCCCAUUUCAGACAACAUGUCGGGAAUUAUUAACUAAUCUGAUUUUCUGUCCAGCCAACCAGAAGAUGGAAAAUGUUGCCAUUGGUAUUACUGAAAAGCGUUCAGAUAUAUUAGCAGUUGCAUUACUCUUGGGUCUCGCUAUUUCUAUAGUUAUAAUUUACGCUAUUUCAUGUAGCAUUACACUUCAUCGUGGUCGAAAAAGAGCUGUAAAGUCUUCCAACUAUAUACCACUGACAACAUUCAACACCAGCGUUAACCCCGUCUAUCUUAAUUCUCACCAAGACCAAGAAAACACUAGGGUUAAAACUGUUGAUUCUGAUUCUUGGAGUGACAGUGACAGGGCACAGGGAAAUGAUAUCGACGUGGCGAAUAUGGAGCAUUUUAGUGACACAUCGAGUGGUGACCAUCUUACUUCUUAUCCAGGCAACAACAUUAUGGAAACUUUCGUGUGAAAAUCUACGGGUGACAGUGACAGGGCACAAGGAAAUGAUAUCGACGUAGCGAAUAUGGAUGAAAGCGUCGAGUGAAAAUCUAGGGUUGACGGUGACAGGGUUGAAAGUGUCGAGUGGAAAUCUAGGGGUGACGGUGGCGGGGCACAAGGAAAUGAUAUCGACGUAGCGAAUAUGGAUGAUUUUAGUGAAAUAUCGAGUGAUGGCUUUCUUUAUUCUUAUCAAGGCAAUUAACACUAGGGUUACAGCUGUUGUGUGAGAUUCUCGGAGUGAUCGCAGCGGAGAACAAGGAUAUGAUAUCUUCGUAGCGAAUAUGGAGGAAUUUAGUGACAUAUCUAGUAAUAAUAUAUUUGAUGUAACCAGUGGACAUGUUGAAUUCGUUUUUUACAAUUUCUAAAAUCAGCGAAUUUCUCCACGAGAAGUGAUGCCUAGUAUUCUAGAAAGAGUACAUGCCGUCUCGUGCCUUCUAGGAUUUCAAGGGUCAGACAUCAUAGGCUUUAAAGACGCCAGAGCCAAAGUGCCUUGGUUUUCAGACGUCACGGCCAUUUGAGUUUCACAACCCGAAGCUACCUGGCUUUUAGAAGUCAAAGGCACUUGGAUUUCAGAAGAAACAUUUACCUGAUCUUCAGAAGCCAAAGCUACCUGGAUUUCAGAAGUGUAGAGUUGUUUUACACAGGCAAAACCUGUUCCCCAAUCCCAUUCAGACAUCCUGAUUAAAAAUAUUGUUUAAAUGAACAAUGUGUAUCGGUAAAUGAACAAUGUGUAUCGGUAAAUGAACAAUGUGUAUCGGUAAAUGAACAACGUUUCUAGCUAAAUGAAUUAUGCGUAGAGAUAAAUGAACUAUCCAUACAGGUAAAUUGACUAUGCGUAGAGAUAUAUGAACUAUCCGUACAGGUGAAUUGACUAUGUGUAGAAGUAAAUGAACAAUGUGUAGAUAUAAAUGAACUAAGUGUAGAUGUAAGUGAACUAUGUGGAGAGGUAAAUGAACUAUGCGUAGAGGUAAAUGAAUUAUGUGUAGAGGUAAAUUGACUAUGUGUAGAUGAAAAUGAACAGUGUCGAGGUAAAUGAACUAUUGGAGAGGUAAAUGAACUAUGGGUAGAGGUAAAUAGACUAUGUGUAGAUGUAAAUAUUGUACAGACUUACUAUUACAUACAUAAUAAUUAUUUUGAGAUACUA
Messenger RNA from Patella vulgata (common limpet), 2865 nucleotides. RefSeq lists its product as uncharacterized. Lineage: Eukaryota; Metazoa; Mollusca; Gastropoda; Patellidae. The transcript has a single exon. The record is from RefSeq and is a predicted model, not a curated record. The coding region runs from base 382 to 1692 and encodes 436 amino acids.